UUCGAUACUUCUUCUCCUCUUCAAUAUCUCUUACCAUCACAAAGUCAUCUAUCUCCUUUCUUCUUUCUUGAUAUAUCUAGCUUUAGCAAGAACUUGACAGUGGCAAGAAUCGGAAGCUUUCUCGUUCUUCUUUAUCUCACUUACGCUCUUACUCUCUGCAUCUGCGACGACGAGGAUAACUAUGGUGGUGGUGAGAGAGGAAAUCUUUUCCCAGGUUUCUACCGCAGCUCCUGCCCUAGAGCCGAGGAGAUCGUGAAGUCAGUUGUAGCCAAAGCUGUUGCAAGGGAGACUCGUAUGGCUGCUUCUCUCAUGAGGCUCCAUUUCCACGAUUGUUUCGUUCAGGGUUGUGAUGGAUCGUUGCUUUUAGACACCAGUGGGAGUAUUGUUACUGAGAAGAACUCAAACCCUAACAGCAGAUCAGCUCGCGGCUAUGAAGUUGUUGACGAGAUCAAAGCUGCAUUGGAGAGUGAAUGCCCUAACACUGUUUCUUGUGCUGACGCCUUAACUCUAGCUGCUAGAGACUCCUCUGUUCUUACUGGUGGACCAAGCUGGAUAGUUCCUUUAGGAAGAAGAGACUCGACAAUUGCAAGUUUGAGUGGAUCAAACAACAACAUCCCUGCACCUAACAACACUUUCAACACAAUUGUAUCGAGAUUUAACAAUCAAGGUCUUGACCUCACUGACGUUGUUGCUCUCUCCGGGAGCCAUACCAUUGGAUUCUCAAGAUGCACUAGUUUCAGACAAAGACUUUACAACCAAUCUGGAAACGGAAGUCCCGACACAACCUUAGAGCAAUCCUACGCUGCAAACUUGCGCCAAAGGUGCCCUAAGUCCGGUGGGGAUCAGAACCUGUCGGAGCUUGACAUCAACAGUGCCGGGAGGUUUGAUAACAGCUACUUCAAGAACUUGAUCGAGAACAUGGGACUGUUGAAUUCCGACGAAGUCUUGUUCUCUAGCAAUGAACAAUCGAGAGAGCUUGUUAAGAAGUAUGCAGAGGAUCAAGAAGAGUUCUUUGAGCAGUUCGCAGAAUCGAUGGUUAAGAUGGGAAACAUCUCUCCCUUGACAGGUUCGAGUGGUGAGAUCAGGAAGAAUUGCAGGAAGAUUAAUAACUCUUGAUUUUGUAAUAUUGAAUGGGUGAAAUAAAAUUGAGAGGGAAAAGAUUAUGUUUGUAUUCUUUAUUCUGUAUUUCCUGGUGUCAAGAAUU
Molecule: messenger RNA, 1204 nt
Organism: Capsella rubella
Lineage: Eukaryota; Viridiplantae; Streptophyta; Magnoliopsida; Brassicales; Brassicaceae
Product: peroxidase 15
Exons: 4
Biological process (GO): response to oxidative stress; hydrogen peroxide catabolic process
Molecular function (GO): heme binding; peroxidase activity
Source: RefSeq, a predicted model, not a curated record